GCCCGCCCCAAAUCCAAACCGCAGACGGCGGAUCCUCAAGAAGGAUGGAUCCGAUCGUCAUAUAUUAAUAUAACAAUUAAACUGUGGGUCAAUCCUGACGACACUCGGCCGAAGAUAAGCAGUAUAGGUUAGAGCUAACGCGCGGCUGGCUGGAAGAAUAGCGCGCGCUCGCGGCGUUGCCAGCUACUCCAAAACCGCGUUAAGAAAAGAAUCUUCUUUCCUGAUUCCAAUCCCUCUAUCUCUUCUAAUCCGUUCUAGAGAAUUCUAAUUCCACCCCCUCCAUCAUCAUUUUAAAGCCUUCGCCUUUUUUACUCUUAAGUCUCAUCCUACACCCCCACCAUAUACACUCCUCUCUCCAGCCAGUAGCUAGGUCGAUCGGAGAUAGGUAGGACAGAGGAGAUAUCAGAGUUCACCGGAAAUGAAGCACAUACUACUACAGGAAAUGGAACGAAUGGAGAGGAAGGUAGAGCAGCUGCGAGCAAGAACAAAACGGCGUAAGAAGUCAAAGAAGAAAGCCGAAGCGAAGCUGAGAAGAAUGCAAAAUCAAUAUGAAGAGGUCAGGAUAGCCAAUCGGCAAGCACAUCAGCAAGUAUACCAAGACAAUGCUUUCGCAGAGGCCUUUGUCCAUAUUAAUCUUGCCAUUUUCGAAGCUGAAGAUGCAGGCGACUUCCUCACCGGCGAGCAACUUGCGCAAACUCUCCGGUUGGUUUUCAUAACACCGUUCCUGAAUAUCUUCUUGGAGUUAAUCCGAUUUCUCUCAUAUUUUCCCCUUUUGAUUAACUGGCAUGUAGUGAUCUGAUGGCACGUGAGGAUGAAGAAAAACAAGAUUCUGAUGAUGAUGAGGAUGAUGAUUAAUUUCUGCUAAUUAAAACACAAAGCAUCUUUUCCACUGUUUUUGUUUGACUGUACGUAUGACGAUGACCAGAAUUGAUUUUUGUUAGAUUCUGAUAAGAGUAAGGUUUUUUUUAAGCUCAAAUUGCACUGAAUCACGGAUAAAUGAGAGUGCAAUAUAUCCUUAUCUAAACUGUAUAAUACUUUUUUUUCUUAAUAAUGGUCUUUUAAAUAGUUCAAUAACAAUUAAAAAACGUCCUUAUACUUUGAUGAUCAUUUCAUCUUUAUAAAGGACUUUGCUUGCUAAGAUUUAGAGGUGUGAGAUUGAAAUCUUAUACUAAUAUUUAAAGGUGUGAGAUUCGAAUCUUAUUCUUAAUAUUUAAAAAAAAAUUUGUUCAAUAACAAUCACCCAACUGUUUUUGUAGUGGGUGCUCUUUUCCUCUUUUUAUCAUUUUUAAUGUAAUUAGAUGCAUAAUUGGAAAGAUGCUUUGGUUUGAAUAGCAUAGAGCCAGUGCUCUUUUAGGUUGUUCCUCGUCAUUCACCUCACCUGUGUUUGGUAUUGGAUCGGUCCUGUGAUCCGAUGCAAUUGCUUUGUAUCCCCUUCUUUUAACUAUUAAUGAUAUAUAUCUAUGAUCCAUAAAGAAUAUUUGCUUUU
Messenger RNA from Rubroshorea leprosula, 1486 nucleotides. The record is from the annotation of a GenBank genome assembly. NCBI's taxonomy places the organism in Eukaryota, Viridiplantae, Streptophyta, Magnoliopsida, Malvales, Dipterocarpaceae.